AGUUUACAGACAGUUUACAGGGAGAGAAGAGACACGGUCCUUGCCAUUUACUGGUGCACUCACUGUUCUGAAGACGUUCAGGCAGUAAUUGCAGAAAAGAAACUUAAACUUCAGCCAUGGCUUUGUCACACCGGGAGCCACUCUCUGAGACAGUGGGAAAGCGCAUGGUCGUCACAGGUCCAGAUUACAUAAAAGAUCACUUGCCUAAAGUUCACCAGCAUACCGCUUAUAUAGGAGAAAAGCGUCCAGCAUUAGAGAAAACUGGAGAUCUCAGAUAUUUAUGGAGGCCUGCUUCAAACCGAAGCCUGCCGGCAAAAUAUAAACACGAGUACACUGGUGGAAUUGGUUGGGGGAUACCACAGUACAGUUUCUUCAACAGAUCAAGACUGGAAAGUGGCUUUCAUAUCCAGCACGGCGAACUAAGUCUUCGUGCGAUGGACAAAAUAACCCACCGCUAUCAAAACCCUUGUCAGCUGGAGCAUGGACCAUGGGGUUCCUCAUGGUUUCUGGUGACGAACACAGCCGGCAGGAAGAGCUCCGACCCAGACAAGGAUCUCGGAGGCAGCCCAGACAACGGACAUCAAGGCCUCAGGGGGCAGAUCAGGCCACUCACAUCAAUAUUGCCCCAAGCUGCACCACAACCUGAGGCUUCAGGUGGCAGCACAGACCAUGGACAACCACAUGGCCUUCAGUUGUUACCAUCCCCCCCAGACAUCAACACAGACUCUGGGACCUCAGACCGAGACAGGGCCCCCAGUAGCAGCACAGGCCGAGAUUACGUAUCUUCAGGUGACAGCACAGACUACUCAGAUUGGUAUGGCCCCCAGAGGCAGAGUAGGCCAUUCGCAUCUAUAUGGCCCCCAGCUGCAGCACGAGCCAGGAACAUCAGCCUGAUUUCAGGACUUCCGCAUGGUCUUCAGUUGUUACCAUGCUCCACAGACAUGACAGACUCUGACUACAGUAGGAGUACAGACCCAGAUGUGGCCUCCAGUAGUAGCAUAGUCCCAGAUAUAAACAUGGUUUCACGUGGCCACAGAGGGUACUCAGAUUGGUAUGGCCCCCAGAGGCUGCGCAGGCCACUCACAUCAAUAUGGCCUCCAGUUGCAGUACGACCCAAGGACAUCCACCUGGCUUCAAGUUCCAGCAUAGACCAUGGACAUCCACAUGGCCUUCAGUUGUUAACAUGCUCCACAGACAUCAACACAGACUCUGGCAGUAGUAGAACCACAGACCCAGACACAGCCCUCAGUAGCAGCAUGAGCCCAGAUACCAACAUGCUCUCAGGUGGUGGCAGAGGCUACUCAGAUUGGUAUGGCCCCCAGAAGCAGCGCAACCCACAGGCAUCAACAUGGCUCCAGGUAGCACCACAGCCCGCAGAUAUCUGUAUGACACCAGGUAGUAACACACACCUAACCACAGACGUCAACAAAGACCCCAGAUGCAGUACCAUGCAGUUCCAUGCAGAUGGGGCCAUGGACAGCAAGGUGGCCUCAGAUGGCAGCCCAGCCCAGGGAUAUCAACACGGCUUUAGGCUGAAGCAUAGACUAAGGAGAUCUGCAUGGAGUUAGGUAGUAUAAAGGCCACAGACAUCAACCCGGCCUCUGGCCACAUCAGGACCACUGACCCACGCAUGGCCCUCAGUGACAUCAAGGACCAGUUCAGUCUCCCCCCACAGCAUACGCUCCGCUGUACUCUUCUGCCUUCCCCCAUCCCCACUGCUUAUUUGUUCGUUCUUCAUCAUGGUGCCCGCCAGCCUUCACUCAGCCUGUCCAGCUUCCACUGGCUUGUGUCCCAUUUUUUUUUUUCCCUAAUACAAUGAUUAUUUCUUUUUAACAUUUUAUUUAUUUUUGGGAAUUUCAUACAUAUACACAAUAAAAUAUGAUCAUAUCGACUGA
Molecule: messenger RNA, 1895 nt
Organism: Arvicanthis niloticus (Nile rat)
Lineage: Eukaryota; Metazoa; Chordata; Mammalia; Rodentia; Muridae
Gene: Spmip2
Product: sperm microtubule inner protein 2
Source: RefSeq, a predicted model, not a curated record